AGUGUCAAAGCAUUAGCCAAACGUUUCGAUAUGAUUGUGCCGCAAACAAAAAUCACCUCUGAUAUGGAUAUGGUCUCUUUGAAACCGGAAACCAUGGAUCAACGUAGCUCACCCCUCUCCGAUGAAGGUUGUAAUUUGGGCCACAGCCCCUAUAGCUCGGAUGAUGACAAUGAUUCCAUACGUACCACACAAACCGCCAUUGAACGUCUGCCCACCAACUCUAAACGUAAAGACAAAGUGGCCCGUUCGGCCAGCAGUGAUUCGGCAUUGGGUUUGGAGGUCGAUGAAUCCCUUAUGGAUACUUCCGAGGUGGCGGUUCCCCCUCCACCAGGACAACAACAAAAACGUCGCAUGACUCUAACCGUUACAGACUUACCUCUACGGCCAGCUCUACUACCCUUGGCGGAGCCGACCACCCUACCGGACUCCCCACCCGUUGAUAUGCUCUCCAAUUUUAGUCUCUCCCAGACACAAGUACCUACCAAAGUUUUACUCGAGGAACGUGUUGUGGAAAUACCCGAAGAUCCCCGUUCCGGUGGCAGUUCGCGCCGUGAGUCGUCCCAGUCCUGCAUUUCCGAUUUCCCACCCGGUGAAAUGCAAGGUGUGCGUUUUGUACGCACCCCAUCUGUCGUGGUUUCCGACUAUUCCGAUGAUAUUAUGUGUGGCAUUACCCUGGAGGAAAUCGAAUAUUUUCGUGCCCAACGUAUGCGACGUCGCUCCUCAUUGGAUACCGCCGGCACCGAAAAAGAUGCGCUCGACAAUAACUCCGAUGUAAGUGCCGCCUCAUCGUGCAGCAAUCUCUACUAUUGUGGUUCCACGAUAUCCGCCUUGGACGGAGCCGAGUGUCUGGUGAAUGGUAUGCGUUUGCAGCUGGAGCGUAAAUCCUCUGAUUGUUCCAGCUGUUCGUUGGGCAGUGGCGAUGAGGAUCUCACCAUACCUGAACAACCCGAAGACUGUCAAGAUUUAUCGGAUAUGUUGGCCAAUCAACAUCUGUCCGGUAAACGACCGAAAAAGGUAGGUGCCACCACCACAGCGGGGGGAUUUUUAGCCGUAGAGAAUAAUACAAAUAAUAUACCCUGA
Molecule: messenger RNA, 1080 nt
Organism: Musca vetustissima
Lineage: Eukaryota; Metazoa; Arthropoda; Insecta; Diptera; Muscidae
Exons: 2
Coding region: 31-1080 (349 amino acids)
Source: RefSeq, a predicted model, not a curated record